GACGCCAGGACACGCGGAAACUGUUUAUGUUGGUUGCGGAUGAUCGUAGGUUAGCCGCGAUUCAAGCUAAAUAUUCUCCAGUUUAGUCUGAAGUUUAACGUUAUAUAGAGUGUUUUUUGUGUCUUAAAGCUGGUCGGGAUGGGGAAAGCAGAUUUUCUCUCCCCUAAGGCGAUAAGCAACCGGAUUAAAGCCAAAGGUCUCCAGAAAUUGAGGUGGUAUUGUCAAAUGUGUCAGAAACAAUGUAGAGAUGAGAAUGGCUUCAAAUGUCACUGUAUGUCGGAGUCCCACCAGAGGCAGCUACUGCUGGCCUCAGAGGAUCCAACCAAGUUCAUGGACUACUUCUCCGAUGAGUUCAAGAGCGACUUCCUGGAGCUACUCAGAAGACGUUUUGGAACCAAGAGAGUGCAUAACAAUAUUGUCUACAACGAGUACAUCAGUUACCGGGAGCACGUCCACAUGAACUCCACGCAGUGGGAGACUCUUACUGACUUUACCAAGUGGCUGGGCAGAGAAGGCCUGUGUAAAGUUGACGAGACCCCUAAAGGCUGGUACAUCCAGUACAUCGAUCGUGACCCAGAGACUAUCCGCCGCCAAGAGGAGCAGGCGAGGAAGAAGAAGCAGGAGAUGGAUGACGAGGAGAGGAGCGCCAGGUUCAUCGAGGAGCAGGUCCGCAGAGGCCGCACCAGCAAGGAGACGGAUGAAACUCCAGUUUAUACAGAGCUGAAACGUGAGAGUGAAGAAGAAAAAGUUGCUUUCAACCUGGGAGCCUCUUCAUCUAUAGCCGGUCCAUCAAAAUCAAGUUCUGUCCUGGGUGCCAGCGCUCUCAAAACAGCAGCGUCAUCCUCGACCAAGAGGAAAGAUACUUCAUCCAGUUCAGACUCCAGGGGGGAGAAGAAGAAGAAAUCUGCUCUGGAAGAAAUCAUAGAGAUGGAGGAGAAGAAGAAGCAGUCGGUCAGGACAGAUUACUGGCUGCAGCCCAACAUCGUGGUCAAAGUCAUCACCAAGAGACUGGGAGAGAAGUACCACAAGAAGAAGGCUAUCAUCAUGGAGGUGCGAGACAAAUACGGAGCGGUGGUGAAGAUGAUUGACUCCGGAGACAAACUGAAACUGGACCAGAAUCACCUAGAGACGGUCAUACCUGCACCAGGUAAAAAGGUUUUGAUCCUGAACGGUCCAUACAGAGACACGGAGGCUGUGCUGGAGGGGAUUGAUGAGAAAAAUUUCUGCGCCACGCUCACACUCGACUCAGGUCAACAGAAAGGGGAGAGAGUGGACGUUGCCUACGAGGAUUUCUCCAAACUGGCCUGAACCAAGCAAACCCUCCAGUGUUUAACCUCAGGCUGAGGGACUCUACUGUGUCAGAGUUACUUCCCUGGAUGAUUCACCUGUACAUGUACAUAAUCCCACAAUGCAAUUUUCCAGUGAGGCGUCACAGAAAAAUGUAGAGCAAUGAAUCCAAUUUGUUUUUUUAUUUUGUAUUCAAGUUGAUCUUAACAUUGCUGUUGUAAAUUUUGUCCAAAUAAAUUCAACUAAAGUGA
This is a messenger RNA of Lates calcarifer (barramundi perch), 1538 nucleotides long. RefSeq names its product Kin17 DNA and RNA binding protein (gene kin). Gene Ontology annotation, cellular component: nucleus. The record is from RefSeq and is a predicted model, not a curated record. The transcript is spliced from 12 exons. Bases 139 to 1308 code for a protein of 389 amino acids. Gene Ontology annotation, biological process: DNA replication; DNA damage response. NCBI's taxonomy places the organism in Eukaryota, Metazoa, Chordata, Actinopteri, Centropomidae. Gene Ontology annotation, molecular function: double-stranded DNA binding.